AUGAACUGUCUCCCACUGCAGCUGCAAACUUCACACGCAGAAACUUGGCUGACUAUCUUAGAAGCAGGACUCCUUACCAUGUUAACUUGCUGCUGGCUGGUUACGAUGAUCAUGACGGGCCCUUCCCUCUAUUACAUGGAUUACCUGGCAGCUCUGGCAAAAGCACCAUUUGCAGCCCAUGGCUAUGGGGCCCUCCUCACUCUCAGCAUCCUGGACCGCUACUACAAGCCAGAUCUCACACGAGAAGAGGCAGUAGAACUUCUUAAGAGAUGUGUAACAGAGCUUCAGAAGAGGUUUAUCUUGAGCCUUCCCUCAUUCACUGUGCGGGUCAUCGAUAAGGAUGGAAUUCACGAUCUGGAUAACAUUCCGACAGCAAGUGUAUAA
Molecule: messenger RNA, 384 nt
Organism: Staurois parvus
Lineage: Eukaryota; Metazoa; Chordata; Amphibia; Anura; Ranidae
Source: the annotation of a GenBank genome assembly